Danaus plexippus (monarch butterfly) is the source of this 3550-nucleotide messenger RNA. RefSeq lists its product as uncharacterized. Bases 111 to 3155 code for a protein of 1014 amino acids. The transcript is spliced from 6 exons. Lineage: Eukaryota; Metazoa; Arthropoda; Insecta; Lepidoptera; Nymphalidae. The record is from RefSeq and is a predicted model, not a curated record.
GCCAAAGAACGGUCGCUUGUAUUGUGUUCAGAAAUACGUUCAUUAUUAUAAAAUUAUUUCUGGAGACGAACAAAAAUAUUUUACACAUUAACAGUGGCCGAAAUUUCAAUAUGUUGGCGCCAGUCGUAUUAUUAAGCAGUAUUUGUGUGAUUGUUUCGGCUCAAAACAAUGCUAACGAUCCAAUAUCUUGGGGCUGGCAAAUGAUGCCGGCGGGCCCUGGGACUGCCGGACAUUACUUCGUGAAAUUACCUCAGUCGGAACAAGAGGUCCGUUACAUAGCUGACGCUAGCGGCUAUCACAGCGCGCUCGCAGUCACCACCAGUGACCCCCAACACCAUCACUCCACCAGCAUCGCACUUGGUGAAAAAGCUGUCGAGCUCUCUGGACAGACGCCAGUUUCACCUCAAUUAAAUCUAAGUCAAACAUCUUUCCAAAACCCAGGACAAACCCAAAUGGGACUUUAUUUCUUACAACACGAGUACCCUUACCAAUCACCGUACCCACAAACCAUAUCGAACCAACAGAACCUCGUGCAAUAUUCAUCAAUACCGAAUCACUAUUAUUCAGAUAGAGUCGUUCAAAAUCCUUACUACAAUAUACAGACACAUAACCAAGAUGAUAAUAAUAAUUACGAGUUAAGUCGUGAACACAAACAGACAGAUAACACGAGAGACGAGGGUAGGGACGAAAUCAUAGAAACCAAAGAAAGUGGACCCGUUGUUGUGUUCAAGGACAAUAAAUGCAAAAAUGACGAAGUAGGAAACGCACAAACAAAUUAUAUUAACAAUGUUCAGAACCAAAAUAUACAAGAGACACUCGCAUACAACACGAAAAUAAAUGGUAAUUUUGGGGAAAGGGAUAAUAAGUUAGUUACGAGCCAUUCAAAUCGAAAUGCCGGAGACUUUCAUUAUGAUACUGAAAUAAGUCAUUACUCAACAACAAGACCGGUGACGUUCACUCAAGAUGAGGGGAUUUCUAGACUGGUAGCGUCCACACAGGAUCUCAUAUCUAACGACGAUCUAUUAAGAAUCAAUCACGCGGCCGAGAGAUUCAUCCACUACAGUGACGAUUUGAUCAAACCUAAGCGCAAAACAUCAAGCAUCAGCUUCAAAUCCAAUAACGGAAGUCCUCGCAGCAGAAUCACCGUCACAGCGAAAGUCGGUAGAAUUGUUGACAGUGAUGUCGAGCAUCCGGUCACGUUAACCAAGAAGCCUUCCGAAGAAUAUAAUUACCAGACAGAGAGAGACAUUAAAUUCGCUUCACCGAUAAUAGUAGAGGACCAAGGAAGUGACUAUAAGAAACAAAUUCUGAAUAAUUUCAUAUCUACAAUGAGUCACUACAUCAAUGACGGAUACCAGAUAACUGACGCCAAGAAAAACAUUAACGAUACUCCUGUUGGCAGUAAACAAGAAGAAGACUUAGUGAACAUAACUCCAAGACCUAUCAGCCAACAUCAUCUCACACCGAUAACUGUAGCUCUGAGAUUGCUCAAUGAUAAUAGCACUCAAUUCUUCGAUACGGUCGACCACGAACCUUCAGAUAGCGAAUUUGUCGAGAGAACUGUACAGGGACCUCGUAAGGGAAAAACGCUCGUAGAAAUACAAGAGUCGAUCCCAGUAGACAUAACACAUAUCAAUGAUGUUGAAUAUCACGAGUAUCUGGAAGACGGAAGAAUUAGUCGAGACCCGCCCAGGAAGGCUUACUACCAGAGAUACCAAUCCAUCAGCUCUGAUAAACAAUAUAAUCACAAUAAUUUUGAUAAUUAUCACAAUCCUGAUAAAAAGGAAAGUCAAGCUGAUCAAAUGGGAGAAAAGAAUGUUCGCCCAGACCAGGUGCAGUCGAACACUGAUCACGACGACGCUUACUACAGCACAGGUACAGCACAGAAUAAGAUACAACCCAUCAUUAUCGAGAAGCGAGUCCCGGUCACGAGUUUUGUCGAUCGAUACGUUGAGAAACCUUCGCCUGAGUGGGUCGAGGGCAAACCGGUGGAAGUUACCAAAUAUGUCGAUAAACCUUACCCGGUUGAAGUACUCAAGCCUUAUCCUGUGGAAGUCAGGGUGCCGUAUCCGGUUGAACAUAAGGUUUACGUGGACAGACCCAUUCAUGUGCCGUAUCCGGUUGAAAAGGUUGUCGAGAAACAGUUCAUUCACCCGUUUCCUGUGCCGACGCCUGUUGGUAUACCAGUUGCUAUUCCGGUUGAGAAGAAUGUAAUAUAUCCCGUGGCUUUUGAGACCCCCGUUCCUGUAGCCGUACCCAUUGAAAGACCGGUAACAGUUGAAAAGAUCGUCGAAAAGAAGAUUGCGAUCCCUUACCCCGUCGAGAAGAAGAUACCGAUUCCAGUGGAAGUGCCGAAACCGUAUCCGGUUGACAGAAUUGUCGAGAAGAAAGUUCCAUUUCCGGUACACGUGAAUAGAAUAGUUGAGAAGAGAGUUCCAGUGCAAGUUCCAUACCCAGUGAAACAGAUCGUGGAAAAGAUCGUCGAAAAACCCGUCGUCGUGACCAAAUACAUCGACAAACCGUAUCCCGUAGAAAAGAGGGUUCCGUAUCCGGUAGAUAGGAUCGUCGAGAGGAAAGUUCCCUAUCCGGUACACAUACCGUAUGAAGUUCCGUAUUUUAUUGAGAAAAAUAUCCAAAAAUCUGAACAUCCGUACCAGUUCGAGAAAAACGACAAACUUACAACUCUUUACAGUUACGGCGUAAGUCAGGAAGCUCUACAGAGAGUGGCGGAUUACUUGAAGCUCAGCCACGAAGACUACAAACAGCGAUCGAGCCAACAGAACUUGGACCAGUACGCACAGACACCCGCGGAGUCUAAAACAAAUUACCAAAUACAACCAGCAAACGGACACGUCCUCAACAACAUACAAAACGUUACUCCCGUAUACAACAGCCAGGGAAAACAAUACGCGUCUUCCUACACCUACAACACGACGCGUCCGACUUACAAAGAUGUUAAAUAUUACGGACCAGCGCCGGUCGAGAGCUACGACGAGAGCUGGGAGAAAAAUAAAGAAUAUACGGAGACUUUGAGGCGAACGGAGAGAAUGCCGAAAGUUAGUGACGUCAGGAUAGAGUACGGGUUCAAACCACCCUUAAGACCGAGCACCGAAAUAGAUUUAAACGGAGUUCCCAUUAAAAAAGAUAACUCAUGAUUCGUAAUACACAUCAAUGUGUUCAGUACUCCAUCCCUAGACUUACCUCAAGUUAGAUUCGUCAAACUAAAUAGCCAGCUCCAUUUUUUUCAUUCAUAUAACUUUUCGCGUGUAGUAUCGUCGUAGGUUUAUUUAAGGUUAUGACAGACGCUGGGAACGCGCCGUUUUUAAUUUGACGAAGCAAACUUGUACUAAGGCUGCAGUAGAAUUGAUAAUGCCAAUGUCACGAACGCUUUACACUAAGCUUUACGAUUGUAUUACUCGUUAUAAAUUAUUAAAAUAAUUGUUAGAUGUAAGAUUUAAUAAAUUAUUUUUAUAUAGAUAUUUAAAAACAAAUCCUAGAUUAAAAAUGUAUUUAAUUAAUUUAUGAUAGAUAAUAAAAAUGUUGUAUCAAC